This is a messenger RNA of Phlebotomus argentipes, 8886 nucleotides long. It is a transcript of the gene Syp, whose product is annotated as heterogeneous nuclear ribonucleoprotein R. The record is from RefSeq and is a predicted model, not a curated record. The transcript has 14 exons. Gene Ontology annotation, cellular component: ribonucleoprotein complex; nucleus. Bases 136 to 2217 code for a protein of 693 amino acids. NCBI's taxonomy places the organism in Eukaryota, Metazoa, Arthropoda, Insecta, Diptera, Psychodidae. Gene Ontology annotation, molecular function: mRNA binding.
CCGGAGAAAAUUUUUCACAUUUGGACGUGAAAAUUGAACGAGAGUGGACGCUCCCGCAUUUGGACGAAAGUUUGGACUGCGCAGAGAGUGCAAAAAGAUCUUAUAGAUCAAGGAAAUCCCAGAAGAUUGAGAAAAAUGGUGCUAAUUGGCAAGAAUUCCGAAAUGGCAGAGGGAAACGGCGAAGUCGUCGAUGAUAUACCAGGAACAAAGUCAGAAGAUCGAGGAGAUGGAGAGCGAACAGAGGAUUACUCGAAGCUCUUGGAGUAUGGACUUGACAAGAGGGUUGCCAGCAAGUUAGAUGAUAUUUACAAAACUGGCAAAUUGGCGCAUGUGGAGCUGGACGAGAGGGCUCUUGAUGCGCUAAAGGAGUUUCCGGUUGAUGGUGCCUUGAAUGUUCUGAGUCAGUUCCUAGAAUCAAAUCUGGAACAUGUGUCCAACAAAUCGGCCUACUUGUGCGGUGUGAUGAAAACAUACAGACAAAAGAGCAGAGCAAGCCAACAAGGUGUACCUGCGCCGACAACAACAGUGCAAGCAAAAGGACCCGAUGAAGAGAAAAUCAAACAGAUUCUUGAACGCACAGGUUACACAUUAGAUGUAACGACAGGACAGAGAAAGUACGGCGGACCUCCGCCCAAUUGGGACGGUCCGACGCCCGGCAAUGGAUGCGAAGUAUUUUGCGGGAAGAUCCCCAAGGAUAUGUAUGAGGACGAAUUGAUACCGCUCUUUGAGAAGUGCGGCCCAAUCUGGGAUCUGCGGCUCAUGAUGGACCCGAUGACCGGCACAAAUCGUGGUUAUGCGUUCGUGACAUUCACGACGCGCGAUUCUGCACAAAAUGCCGUGAAGGAGCUCGAUAACUACGAAAUAAAAUCUGGCAAGUGCUUGAAAAUUAACAUAAGCGUACCGAAUCUACGCCUCUUUGUAGGCAACAUACCAAAAUCGAAAGGCAAAGAGGAGAUAUUAGAGGAAUUUGGUAAAUUGACAGCGGGACUCGUUGAAGUCAUAAUUUAUAGUUCGCCAGAUGAUAAGAAGAAGAAUCGGGGCUUUUGCUUUCUCGAAUACGAAUCACACAAAGCGGCCUCGUUAGCAAAACGAAGACUCGGCACGGGAAGGAUUAAGGUGUGGGGUUGCGAUAUUAUUGUCGACUGGGCCGAUCCACAAGAGGAACCCGAUGAGCAAACCAUGAGCAAAGUGAAGGUUCUCUAUGUGCGCAAUCUUACACAAGAUAUUAGUGAAGAGAAGCUCAAGGAGCAAUUCGAGCAGUUCGGAAAGGUGGAGCGAGUGAAGAAGAUUAAGGAUUACGCUUUUGUCCACUUUGAGGAUCGAGACAACGCAGUCCUAGCAAUGCGUGAUUUGGACGGCAAGGAGCUCGGAGGAUCGAAUAUCGAGGUCUCUCUGGCAAAACCACCGUCGGACAAGAAGAAGAAGGAGGAGAUCCUGAGAGCACGCGAGCGCCGAAUGCUGCAGAUGAUGCAAGGACGAGUCGGUAUCUCAGGUGAUGAUGACUUCAGAAUGUCACCUUCCCAUCCCAGUAUGAUGGCCGGAAUGCCGCCAAUGAGAGGUGUCUCCAACUGUCCCAGAAUUCCCCUGAGAGGUCCAAUGGGACGCGGUGAUUACGGUGAGCAAAUUCUGAUCGAUUUACAACGUAAAAUGUCUAUUGUAGAUUAUGAUUACGACUUUUAUGGGUAUUCGGAUUAUCGCGGGGGAUACAGUGAGCCAUAUUACGAUGAUUAUUACCGCUCUUACGAUGGGGAUUACUACUAUGAUUAUUCCCCGAGUGGUGUGGCACCCGCUGCAGGCGGACCACCGAGAACAUCCAGAUCAGAUUCGGGGGGUGGUCAUGGGCGUGGAAUCACGGCGCGUGGCCGAGCCGCUGGGCUCCGUGGCAACAUCAAUCGUCAGGGGGCCCCUCCGGUUCAACGGGGGGCCACCGUGGGGGCUCAGGCAGCAACCGGGGGGGUCCGUGGGGCGGGUCAAACUCGUCCCAACGCUCGUGGCACCCAGCGCGGCAAGCCGCAACAAAAUUUACCAGCAGUCGGUAAACGCAAAUUUGACGGUGGUCACCAGAAUCAGGGAGAUCCGAAACGACGCUAUGGAAGUGGAAUAGGAAAUGGUGGUCCUGGAAAUGGCGGAAACUGGGGUAGUCAACCGCUGCCUCAGCAACCUUUAGGCGCCAAUGGUGAACAAUGGUAUACUGACACAUACCCAAGUUGGAGUUAAAACGGAUAGCUGUGACAAGGAGUUGAUACUGAAGGCGAAUAGCUGCGCUGCGCUGUUGCGGAGAUAUUCAAAAUGAUUGCGAUAAGAUUUACUAAAUUCUAAUUACUGUAGAUUUUGACAUUAAAUUAUAUCAAGCAGAUUAAACGGAAGAUAGAGAGAGAGUGAAAGAAAUUUAGUGAAAAGAAGACACUUUUCAUACCUUGAUAUCAUAGUGGGAGAGUCAAAUGAAAUAACCAAUUUUACUUAUUAGGCAUUGUUCACAAUGAUGAGAAGAGAAAGAAGAAGAAGUGGUGAUUUUUUCUAAGAAGAAAGUGCAUGAAACUUUUUCUAAGAAUUUUAAAUUAAAAUUCUCUAUUGAAAAAAAAAACGUGUAUUCGUGACUGAAAGUUUUGAGAUUACAUAUAUACAUAAUUCGAUGCUGUUUGAGAGUUUGAUAAGCUGAUAAAUUGUUGCGAAAUGCGCUCUAAGAAGAAGAAAUUGACCAAUGAUGAAAAUUUCAUUAUUGACGCUCUUACAAUAGUGACAAGGAUUCUUAGAUGGAAACAGGAAUUUUUAAUUUAUUUGGGUGUGAAAAUCUUUAAGAAGGAAUUUUUCUCUUGGAUAUAAUUAUAAGUGGUAAAUUCAAGGGACAACAGAGAGUUUAGCAAAAUAUAAGGUGUCUAGAUGAUGUUUCUCACAUUGUGAUUAAAUGCAAGGAUAGCUGGUGAACAAUUGUGGAAUUUUCAUUUAGACAUCCUUAAUCGGAUAAUAUCAUCUCACUGAAUAUCAUUGAAAAUAAGAGACAUUUGCAAAGGCUUUUUAGACAUCUUUUUAAUUUUCUUCAAAAUGUGACAAAAAUGAAUUGGGAGAGGAAGAAACAAAAUUUACACAAAAAAUCGAAUUUAGUAUUUAAUGGAAAUGUCCAGAACUAUUGUGGUAUCAAUCAAUUGAAGGAAGAGGGACAGAUGGAGGUGUAAUAUUAAGUAUAACUUUGUCAUCACCGUUUUAACUUGUCAUCGUUCGCUAAAUUAUCUCUUAGGUGUUUAAGUAUACUUGGUAGUUUUACUGCGUGUUGGGCGAAAACAACAAAACACAAUAAAGUAAUGAAAUUGAGGAUCAUCAUUGGCAUAAGAUAUUUUUUUUCUAUAAAUAAUUGUAUAGGGAGAAGAGUGAAGGAAAAAAAUGAAAUCUAGAACCACCAUUUUCUAUUUUUAAAUUGCAAAAAUAUAUUAAUAUUUUUAAGGAAGUAAUUAUUACAUCGACUGACUUUUUUGUAUUAUAAUAUUUUUUUCUAAUUUUGUUUUCUAAUUAUAAAAAGAAAAAAACAUGAAGUGAAGGCGGAAAACGAGUGAAAAUUAGUGAGGAAAUUUUUCUCAAGAUAUUGGAUUCUAUAUUAGGCAUUGGUCAAAUGUAUUGAUAGGAGGUGAAAACUUUUGAAAAAUUCCAAAUUGUGAUGAAAUUAGGUGUUUUUUUUCGAAAAAAAAAAUUGUGAGAAAAAAUGAGGGUAUUUUCGAUACGUACUUUUAGGAACAAAAAAAAAUUGUGAGAGAAAAAUGGUGUAAAAAAAAUCUCAAAAUUUUUUCAAAUUGGCUCGCGGCGGAAAGAAGAGUGUAGGAAUCGAGAAAAAGAUUUAAAUUCACGACAAUAAUCGAUAAAAUCGGUUAGAAAAAAAAGAAAACAGGAUGAGAAAUAUACAGAAAAAGUCGAUAAAAUCGAUGUGCAAAAGUGUAAGAAUGUAAAAAGAAAGGACGAAAGUUGGGCAAAGGCGAAAAUGAAGAAGAAUAGUUCGUUGUAAUAAUUUCAAGCAAAAUCUUCCAAAAUCCGUAGUCUCGUCGCUUUUUUCUCUGUGAAGGUGAAUUAUGAAGACAAAAUGUGCGGUGGAGAAAGUCUGUCAAAAAAAAACGAUGGUGAAAGUAAUGAAAGAAAAUAUUCUCUAAAUAUAGUAGAAAAAAAAGAAAAUAGUAGGAAAUAACAAAAUUUUUACACAGAUUUUUUUUAUCAAAUAAACAAAUGAUGUUAUGUUUAAUUUAAUUUUAUAUUUUCUUUAAAGUAAUUGAUUUUUAAUAACUAUUUUAAUCUUAGUUGCAAAAGAAAUAGAGAGAAAGAGAGAGAGAGAGGAAUGAUGAGGAUGAAGAGAAUGCCAUAGUAAUGUUUGUAUUUUUAAUUUCAAUUAUGAUUAAUUUUGAAUUUUCUUUUCAUUUGACUAGUAACGUUUUGUCUAUUGUAAUUUUCUUUUUGGUUGAUUAUUUCAUUUUUAUACAAUCCAGCUGAAGUGUAAAAUAAAUUCUUGAUUUUAACACAAUUUUUUCUUGAUAUUCUUUAAUGAAGAUUUAUUGUUAUUCUCCACAAUACACAUGCAAAAAAGAAAGAAAGAAAGAAAGAAAGAAAUAUGGGACAUUUCAUGGCAAAUUAAAAUGGAAAUUUUAAUAAUUGUACACCACAAAUGAUCAUUUUUGUCAAUACGAUGGAUGGAGAAUGGGGUGAUAAGAAGAUACAAAAGAAGUAAUAGAUAUGCAAUUUCUACUGAUUAGAGUGAACUGAUUCAGAGGAGGACAGCCACAGCGAAGGAGGGUGAAAAAGAUUUUUGAAAUACACGUCAUGUAUAUGUAUGUAUGUUAUAUAAAUUAUGUACAUAUAUGUAUGUUGUAAAUAUGGCAAAGAAAAUUUUGCAAUUAGUCCUAUUAAUUAACAAAGGAAGGAGAAUUGAGAAAUGCUUAGGAAGGGCAGAGAGAAUACGAUGUAAAGACAUGCUGAAUUGAGACAAAUUUCCUUGUACUCAGACUCUAUCUCUGGGAAUUAUCCCGUCCAAAACGACAAACAAGAAACGCAGACAGAUUUACUGAGAGAUACACUUCACAAGGGCGAUAUGCACAGUAUCUGAUUUUCUCCCUAAGUUUACCACAAGCACUACUACAGGAGUCACUCCGGAGGGCUGAAGAAGAUGCCAAAUUGUCAAAGGUAGAGUCUGCUGGACAGGGCGGAAGUGUGGUGAAAGGAGCAAAAUUUUUAUGAGAAAAUUAUGAUAACGUAUAUAAAAGUAAACUUUAGCGAAGCGCAAAAUCCGUAAAUUGGGGGUUUCCCGUUGGAUGGACUCUAUGAGUUGGGGGGUGGUCGCGAAAUCUGGCGCAAGAGAGUUGCAAGGAUGCCUUUCUGAUGGGGCUCAUGUGAGAUGCCGGGCGGAAUUGAGGACAAAAAAAGGAGCAAAGCUGCCAUGGAACAUGGUGAUUCUUAUGGGGGAGACCAUUGCGCUGCCUUAUAAAGCAAGUGGGAGAAAAGACUGAUGAUACAAAAUAACAAAAAAAAACAAGAAAAUUUAAACAUAAGUAAUAAAUAACCAUGAAAAUGAGCACACUUGUCAGAAAGAUGCGGGGAGAUUUUCUGCAGAACGAAGCGCAGACAUGAAAUAGACAUUUUAAUAAAUAUACAAACAAACAAUAUUUUCAAAAAGAGAGAGAAUCUGCAUUAAUAACCAGAAAGAAACCAUCUAAAAGCAUGUAAAGUUCUAAAAUUAGAAGGAUAGGAGAUACAGUGAAAAAAGCAAAAAAUCAAGUCGAGUUGAAGGCAUGAAGAGAACCUUUUCUCUGAAUCAAUUCUUCGAUUCGGCGAGGCAGUUGAAUUGAGACUUCAAUAUUGAAUUGGAAGAGUGACUAGGAGAGGGAGAAAUUUUCGGAGGUGAAAGAUUGAUGAUAGGGGAAGAGGAAGGUAGAAACAAAUAAAGGUGAAAUUGUCUGUGUGCUAUUUUACAACCAAGUUGCGAAAGAAGAAAAAUAAUUAGCAAUAUCAAAAUAUGUAAAUGUAAUUUAUCGUUUAUAAAGUAAAUAUAGAUAAUACAUCAUAAUAGCAUUAAAAGGAGAGAACAACAGUAACUAAAAAAGUGUGAAGAUGGAGUGAAAUAGGAUGAAAAUUCAUGGGCUUUGUAUAGGAAAGAAGUGUAAUGUUGAGGCGAUGAUGGGGAGUUUCUUGAAGGUAUUUUAACUCCAUUUGUGUGGCGAUGAACUUAGGCAAAGAACACUGAAAGUACCCACGAAUUUUGAGAAGAAAAUGUUUUCUAAAAUCACAUAAUUUAAUCGAUCGAUCGAACCGAACCGAUGUAAAAAUUAAACUUUGAAUUUUCUUAAAAUUGUGUUGCAUGCAGAGGAAUUUGAAAUGGGAAAAAAAUCUUAUUUGUAUAAAUUUAUUCGUAUAGUGUAUAUUGUAAUUAAUUUCAAAGAAAAAGUAAUUUUGAAAUUUUUCUUAUUUCCCUGUAAGAAUGGACAAAAAAAAGAAUCUAUUUUAACCGACAUUGAAGCACAUACAAACACUUUUCAUUGACAAACUCAUGUAAAUUAUUGCAAAUUCCUAGUGAGACAAUUUUUCUUUACAUACACACACAGACACAAAUGCAUAAUUCUUAUCACUAAUUAAUGCCAUAGUAGUAAAAUUUAAUUAAACAACCCCUAAAUUUUCAUUGUGAAUUGGCUAACGUAUAAAAGGAUUUCAGUGUCAUUGAGUGGCAAUUUUUUUUUUACCUAAUCUUUUAUUGAUAAUUUGACGAAGACGCUCUAUUUUGUGAGAAAACAAAGAAACAAACAUUUAUAGAAAUAUUCAUUUUUACCUGAUUAAUGAACUCAUACUGUUCUUCCAAUAUUUUUUUUGUAUAAAUACUAAUGCUCGGUAUUUAUUUUUAAUAUUGUAGGCGAGAUUGGUAGUAGAGAAAAUGCGGAUAGAAAAGGUCCAAAAAGUUCUUUAUUAGUAUACUUCACAGCACACGCUCCGUUUUAAGUACAUUUUUUUUUAAAUAUCGCUCUUACACUUACACAUAGUUUUCCGUUUGAUUUUUUUACAAUACAUACAUACACACACAGCAUAUUUUUGUUUCUUCUAAGACAGGAUUUACAUAACUAUUUUUCCUUUUAACAUGGAUUGUCUUUACAAAUAAUUUGCACUAUAAUCUCUAUAUAAGGUUUUUAUAUAAAUGCAUAAUUUUUACUUUAUAUUUUUUCUAUAUUGUCUAAUUAACUAUUUUACAAAGUUUUUUUUUAACAAAUGAAAAUAUUUACAUAGCUUUUAAAAGAACAGAAAAAAUUGGAAUUACACCAGACAACACAGGAAUGGACAGAAGAAUACUUUUAAAUGAAAUGUAAAAAUUUUUUGGAAUAUAAGAGAAAUACGUAGAGACCAUUUGAAGUAAAGUCAAAAACAGCGUCUAAAAAUAGGAAUUAAAUAAAGGAUUGCGGGCAUAUUGAGAUAAAAUAUACACAGAGGAAAGUGGGAAGUGUACAAAGUUUUUAAAGUGGGAAAUACCAGAAAUUGAGAGAUGCGAGAGAGAUUGGAUUGGAAAAGCUAGGAAAAGUCGUGGGUCAACAAAAACAGUCAAGCCGUGAAAGUUAGAGACGGGGAUAAUGUUGGAAGAUAAUAUACAGCAACAAAUGAGACGAGGUGACGCGGAAGAUAGAAAUAAAAACACGAAAUAUUAAAUGUACCAACAAAAACGGACUAUAAAUAAUUAAUAUUUUAGGUAAACAAAAUGAAAUGGAGGAAAUACUAAAUGAUAAAAGAAGAUUUUAUUCCUGCAAAAUGCAUUUUGCUAUGUGAUGUAUUUUAGUAGUAAGUGAAGAAAGAAUUAUUAAAAGUAACAUACCGAUUUUUAUAUACUAAAAAACAAAACUGAUGAGAGUAAAACAGAAAAAAAACAAGUAAUUAAAAAACUAUGAAAUGUAGUAAAAGUGACGCAGUUGAUGAGAAAAAAAAAUCGGUAAAAAAUUCUUUAUAUACGAAAACCAAUUAACUUUUUUAUAGAUUUCACUGAAAAGAAGAAAAAAAAUUUCAAUCAAUAGAAGUAGAAAGUAAAUUGACAUAGAUUUUUAACUUGAAAUUUCAGUCCAAUACAAAUUCAUGAAAAUAACACAGAACACAAACACACAAGAAUACAAGUGAGAUGGACAAGGAUGAUUGAAAGAAACAAGCGAAAUAAUACCAUUUAUUGACUAAAACUACAAUUUAAAGAUGAUGAAAAAUGAUAGAAACAACUAAUAAUAUAUUACAUAUUAUAUUCAUGAUUUGUUUUAAUAAUAUAUAAAAUACGUUUAAUCUUAAGAGGAUGAAUAUACCUAUAAUAAAUUCUAAUAAUUUUGCUUUGCUUUCAUUCUGUCAAUUUUUACACAGUAAAUAUCGUUUUUUUACUUGUUUAGGAACAUUGAGGUAACCAAAACAUAUACCAUUGCUAAAUUUGUAAAUCAAUUUAGAUUUUCUCAGAAGUACUCUACAUAAUCCACAGAAGAGACAUAAGUAAAAUUUAAAUUGGAGGUUUUCCCACAAUUUUCAGCAAUUAAAAAAGUUUAAAACUUACAAAAAAAGGAGUUUGAGAAAUAGUCAAAUAGAAAUUCAGUGAAUGUAGAGGUUUUAAGGUGGUUCAUAUUUUGAUAAAGUUAGUAACGACAGAAAAGAAAUUACAGUUUUUCAUGUUAUUUUUCCCGAAAUAAAUAGAUGCAUGAUAGAGAGAAAAGGAGUAAAAAUUACAAAAAAAAAUGUGAGAAGCAAAAAGGAAUAACACGAGAAAAUAGAAAGCAAAAUAGAUACACAGAAAGAGAGAAUACUGAAGAAAAUACACUGUUGAUCAAUUAUUAAUUAAUUAUAGUAAUUCUUAUAUUUGAUUACAGUGAGAAUAAUUGUAGGUUUAAAAAGAGAUAAUAAAAGGAUAAUAAAAUCGAA